This is a messenger RNA of Raphanus sativus (radish), 1285 nucleotides long. RefSeq names its product mitogen-activated protein kinase kinase kinase 20-like. The transcript has a single exon. The record is from RefSeq and is a predicted model, not a curated record. Bases 96 to 1136 code for a protein of 346 amino acids. Gene Ontology annotation, molecular function: ATP binding; protein kinase activity. Lineage: Eukaryota; Viridiplantae; Streptophyta; Magnoliopsida; Brassicales; Brassicaceae. Gene Ontology annotation, biological process: protein phosphorylation.
AUAGAGAGUAUAUAUAUCAAAACAGAGGAACUAGGGUUGUAGAAGAAAAUAUAGACAAACUAACUGUUUUUUUUUCUUUGCUUGAGCUGUAAGUAAUGAAGUGGAUUCGUGGAGAAACAAUAGGUCACGGGAGCUUCUCCACCGUUAGUUUAGCCACCACCUCUGGAAGCUCGACAUCAUCAUUCCCAAAGCUGAUCGCUGUGAAAUCUUCCGGAGUGGUUUGUUCCGCCGCGUUACGGAACGAAAGAGACGUGCUUGAUGAUCUCCGUGACUGCCCCGAGAUCGUACGGUGUUUCGGAGAAGCAACGACGGUGGAGAACGGGGAAGAGGUGUACAACUUGUUUCUUGAGUACGCUUCCGGUGGAAACUUGGGUGACAGAGUUAAGAACUCCGGCGAGGCGUUGCCGGAAUGCGAAGUGCGUCGGUUCACGAGGUCGAUUGUUAGAGGGUUGUGUUAUAUCCACUCGAAAGGGUUUGCUCAUUGCGACGUGAAGCUUGAGAAUGUUUUGUUGUUCGGCGACGGUGGAGACGUGAAGAUUUCUGAUUUCGGGUUAGCGAAACGAAGGGGUGAGAACGUGGCCGAGAUCAGAGGAACGCCUCUGUAUAUGGCGCCGGAAGCGGUAAACCACGGCGAGUUUGAGGCUCCGGCGGAUAUAUGGGCGUUGGGAUGCUCUGUAGUCGAGAUGUCGAGUGGCGAAACGGCAUGGUGUUUGGAGGAAGUUACGGACGUAAUGUCUCUGAUGGUUCGUAUUGGUUCAAGUGAUGAAGUUCCGACAGUUCCGGUGGAGUUGUCGGAAGAAGGAAAAGAUUUCGUGAGGAAAUGUUUUGUUAAAAACCCGGCGGAUAGAUGGACGGCUCAGAUGCUUUUGGAUCAUCCGUUCCUAGCCGUUGAUGAUGAUGAAAAUAGUAGUGGUGGUUCAUUGAAGUGUGGCGAACAAAAGGCUUCGGCUUCACCGAGAGAUCCUUUUGAUUUCCCUGAAUGGAACUCGGUUCAAUCUCCGGUUACGGUUUGCUCACCGGUUUGUUAUUCGCCGUUUAGUUGUUUGGUACGUUCGCCGGAGGUGAGGAUCAUUGGUUUGGUCAGCGAGAAUGUACCUGAUUGGUCGGUGUCGUGUGAUUGGGUCAACGUCAGAUAGUUUAAUUAGUGGAGAUAGACGAAGUCAUAAGAAGGAGAUUAUUAUGGCGUUAAUUAAAUAAUUGACGGUCUUUAUUUAAUCUUUUGUUAAUUAGCUCGUUGACUACUGUAAAUAAUAUCAGAUUUUUUUUUUUUUGAAAGAACAGAGUU